Corylus avellana is the source of this 1409-nucleotide messenger RNA. RefSeq lists its product as uncharacterized. Gene Ontology annotation, biological process: mitochondria-nucleus signaling pathway; chloroplast-nucleus signaling pathway. Gene Ontology annotation, molecular function: protein binding. The record is from RefSeq and is a predicted model, not a curated record. Lineage: Eukaryota; Viridiplantae; Streptophyta; Magnoliopsida; Fagales; Betulaceae. Gene Ontology annotation, cellular component: chloroplast.
CACGUUGCUCCCUAUCACAGAGUCAUUUCUCUUCUAAGGUCAUCCAAAACGAUGUCGUUUUCUCGCAUACUCCGCCGCGCUUUCUCCACCUCCGUCGAAUCCAACUCCAGGCCUAACAUGAAAUCCAUUGCCCGUGAUCUCUACGAGGAGCACAGCCUCAAACGCCUCGUCCAGAAGUUCAAGAAGUUCUCCGAGCUCGAACGGUUCCGCACCAAAACUGGGAUAUACAAAAACACUGUCCACCGGCUCGCUUCGGCAAAAUGUUACAACUGGAUCGAAGAGAUCCUCGAAGAUCAAAAGAAUUACAAGGAUAUCUCCAAAGAAGGCUUCUCAGUUCGACUCAUGCAUCUAUAUGGAAGAGCGGGCAUGUUCGAGCAUGCUCAGAAAGUGUUCGAUGAAAUGCCUGACCGGAACUGCGAGCGCACGGGGUUAUCGCUUGGUGCUCUCUUGGGGGCGUGUGUAAGCUCGAAGAAGUUUGGCUUGGUUGGUGAGCUUUUUGAGGAGUUGCCGAAGAAGUUGUCCAUUGAACCGGAUUUGGUUUCGUAUAAUACGGUUAUUAAGGCAUUUUGCGAGAUGGGUUCGUUUGAUUCCGCAGUUUCCGUGCUUGAAAAGAUGGAGAAGAAGGGCGUGGAGCCAAAUUUGAUUACAUUCAACACCCUUUUGAAUGGGUUAUAUAGGAAGGGUAAGUUUCCUGAUGGUGAAAAGAUAUGGGAGCGAAUGGAGAAGAAGAAUGUGGUUCCUGAUGUUAUGAGUUACAAUGCAAAGUUGCGUGGAUUGGCGUUGGAGAAGAAAAGCAAAGAGUCGGUUCAGUUAUUUGAAGAAAUGAAGAGCAAGGGAGUCAAACCAGACACGCUCAGCUUCAAUGCCGUGAUUAAGGGAUAUAUGAAUGAAGGGAACUUGGAGGAAGUUAAGCGUUGGUACAAUGAGAUAGAGAAGAGCGCGCUUGCCCCGGAUAGAAAGACUUUCGAGAUGCUUAUUCCCUUUGUUUGUGAGAAGGGUGAGGUGGAGCUUGCCUUUGAGCUGUGCAAGGAAAUCUUCGAAAGGAAGUUCCUUGUUGAUGUUUCGUUAUUGCAGCUUGUGGUGGAUGGACUGGUUAAGGAGUCUAAAAUGGAGGAAGCAAAGAAGCUUGAGCAGCUGGGGAAGUUCAAUAAGUACCGUCGUUAUAGUCUGAAACUGCCCUCAGAUGAGUAGUCCAAUCCAUCCUUUUUUUUUUUUUUUUUUGGAACUCUUUUUCGUGGGUUAUGAUUUUAUAAUGUAGUGUUUUUUUUUGGCCUUAACCUGCAUUUUGUUGUUGUUUGUCUGUGAGAAACCUUGAAAGAUUUGAUCCUUGUCCAGAUAGCAUCAUACUUAUGGAUACGAAUGAGUUUAUUGAUGGUCCAUUUAGAAUGGCGAUGAGGCUAUUAUUUGAU